CUGAAUGCCACAGGGCACAGGAUGGAGACCUGCCUGAAAGUCCUGCUGCUCGUCGGGGUGGUCACAGCAGCCCCCACGCAAUCAUCAGCCCCUCUGCCAACCCACGAGGAUGCGGUUUUAGCUGCAGUUCAGGUGUAUAACCAAGAGCCAGGCUUAACACUGGCCUAUCGGCUCCUGGAAGCUGAGCCGCAACCAGACUGGGAUGUGUCUUCUAAAACUAUCCAGCCGGUGACAUUCACUGUGAAAGAGACAGUGUGCCUGGUAUCAGAGAAACGUGACCCCAACCAAUGUGAAUUCAAAGAAGAUGGGCUGGUCAAAGACUGCUCUGGAUUCUUCUCCACUGAACAGGACCCCCCUUCCGUCAUUAUCAAAUGCGAGGAGGCGUCUGAGGAGGUGAAAAGAGAUCCACUCGCACUGAACGCCACAGGGCACAGGAUGGAGACCUGUCUGAAAGUCCUGCUGCUCGUCGCGGUGGUCACAGCAGCCCCCACGCCAUCAUCAGCCCCUUUGCCAACCCACGAGGAUGCGGUUUUAGCUGCAGUUCUGGUGUACAACCAAGAGCCAGGCUUAACACUGGCCUAUCGGCUCCUGGAAGCGGAGCCGCAGCCAGACUGGGACAUGUCUUCAAAAACGAUCCAACCGCUGAAAUUCACUGUGCAAGAGACAGUGUGCCCGGUAUCAGAGCAACGUGACUUCAACCAGUGUGAAUUCAAAGAAGAUGGGCUGGUCAAAGACUGCUCUGGAUUCUUCUCCACUGAACAGGACCCCCCUUCCGUCAUUAUCAAAUGCGAGGAGGCGUCUGAGGAGCCUAAUAUCAUCACACGGGGCCGCUGGGGACGUUGGAGGAGAAAAGCUGGUCGGUUUAUUAAGCGAAAUCGCUGGAACAUCAUUGCUACCGGUCUCAAGUUGAUCGGCUAACAAGAUCCAGAGAGAGAGGAGAUGAGAGCAAGCCGAUGCUUCCAGACCCAGCUGUGCCGCCAUUUCUCCUCCUCUGGAAACACCAUCGGAAGCAAGGCUUAUAACAAUCUGAACAGCUUCAGAGUAUCUGCUUCUACCUACCGCAUAGCCACUCUUUCAGUGCUGCUCACCAGGGCUCCUCUGCAUAAUAAAUUGGCAUUCUGCAAAUCUA
Malaclemys terrapin pileata is the source of this 1129-nucleotide messenger RNA. RefSeq lists its product as uncharacterized. The coding region runs from base 22 to 918 and encodes 298 amino acids. The record is from RefSeq and is a predicted model, not a curated record. Gene Ontology annotation, biological process: defense response. Gene Ontology annotation, cellular component: extracellular region. Lineage: Eukaryota; Metazoa; Chordata; Testudines; Emydidae. The transcript is spliced from 8 exons.